Messenger RNA from Choloepus didactylus (southern two-toed sloth), 1073 nucleotides. RefSeq names its product claudin 16 (gene CLDN16). Gene Ontology annotation, molecular function: structural molecule activity. Gene Ontology annotation, cellular component: bicellular tight junction; plasma membrane. The record is from RefSeq and is a predicted model, not a curated record. Gene Ontology annotation, biological process: cell adhesion; bicellular tight junction assembly. NCBI's taxonomy places the organism in Eukaryota, Metazoa, Chordata, Mammalia, Pilosa, Megalonychidae.
CGGCAGCGCACUCUACCAGGGCUCCUUUUCUCCCCCACUCAAAACAUAAUCAGUGCUUUCACCGACCUGGCUUCUGAUUGGAGGCCGAUCGCUUUGGAUGAUGACCUCUAGGACCCCUCUGUCGGUUGCAGCCUGUUUGUAUUAUUCUUACCGCAACUUAAGACACCUGCAGUGGGGUGUGUGGAAAAGUAAAAGACCAGUAUUUUCACAUCCCCAGGUACCAGAAUCACAGAAGUCUCUGACAGCAUUCCGGCUGCUGAGUGGUUCCAGGGCUGGCGUCUGCCCAUGUGUCCCUUCCAGACAGCUGCUCGCCAAGAUGAGGGAUCUUCUUCAGUAUGUUGCUUGCUUUUUUGCCCUUUUCUCCACUGGGUCUUUGAUUUUGGCCACCUGGACAGACUGUUGGAUGGUGAAUGCCGAUGACUCCCUGGAGGUGAGCACAAAAUGCCGCGGCCUCUGGUGGGAGUGCGUCACUAAUGCUUUUGAUGGGAUUCGCACCUGUGAUGACUACGAUUCCAUUCUUGCUGAACACCCCUUGAAGCUGGUAUUGACUCGCGCAUUGAUGAUUACUGCAGAUAUUCUAGCUGGGUUUGGAUUCAUCACCCUGCUCCUUGGUCUCGAUUGUGUGAAAUUCCUCCCUGAUGAGCACUACAUCAAAGUCCGCAUCUGCUUUGUUGCUGGAACCACAUUACUAAUAGCAGGUGCCCCAGGAAUCAUUGGCUCUGUGUGGUAUGCUGUUGAUGUUUAUGUGGAACGUUCUUCUCUGGUUUUGCACAAUAUAUUUAUUGGCAUCCAAUAUAAAUUUGGUUGGUCCUGUUGGCUUGGAAUGGCUGGGUCUCUGGGUUGCUUUUUGUCUGGAGCUCUCCUCACCUGCUGCUUAUACCUCUUUAAAGACGUUGGACCUGAGAGGAACUAUCCUUAUUCCGUGAGGAAGGCUUAUUCCACUGCCCGUGUUUCCAUGGCCCAGUCAUACCUGGCCCCUCGGACAGAGACGGCCAAAAUGUAUGCUGUAGACACCAGGGUAUAAAGUACUACAUGUUAGUCUGUGUUUAUAAUUAUUUAACUAAUUGAUCAAU